AAGCUAAGGAAGUGACGUUGUGAACAGGAAACAACAUAUGAUUCUUCGAGUUCAGAAAGUUUUGUUAGCAAACUAGCAAAUUCAUCACAAAAAACUAAUCAUACACAAAAACAAGUUGUCUGUCUUCCAUAUAUGCCUAGAUCCAGAGAGAAUGGCUGCAGACUGGCUGGGAAGUCUGGUGUCAAUAAACUGUGGACCAACCCUGGGCAUGUACCAGGGAGAAGUGUCAUCUGUGGACCAGACUAGUCAGACCAUCUCUCUCAGACAACCUUUCCACAAUGGGGUCAGGUGCCCUGUCCCUGAGGUCACCUUCAGUGCUAUGGACAUCAGAGAGCUCAAGUUCCUGGAUAUCCAAACACAAAGUGGUGUCAGCAGAGCCAGUGCUGGACAGGGGGUCUUGUCUGAUUCAGGCGUCAUAUCUUCAGGGCAGAGUGGUCAGAAUAGCAGAGGUGGUUACCCUGCCAGCAACACCCAUUGCACCACUGCUCCUAUUACCAUUUUACGCAAAGGUCCUCCAGCAUCAUCUAGUAACCGAGGGCCAAACCAGGCCACGCCGAAGAAGAACGGAGUGAAAAACGGAGGAGGUGGAGGGCAGAUGAGGCUCAGGGACGACGAGUGUUUUGGUGCUGACAUGGACGAGGGUCUGGACACAGACUUUGACUUUGAGGCAAACCUGGCACUGUUCGACAAGGCAGCCGUGUUCUCGCAGAUUGAUGGCACAGAUUACAAUGGGGUACGUUCCCGUGGUACGCCCGGUGGCGAACGCGGUACACCCACGCGUUACCGUCACGACGAGAACAUCCUGGAGGUCAAACCAGUCGUCUACCGACAGAUCACGGUCCCACAACACGGGGGCAAAGAGUACUGCACUGACUCUGGCCUGGUUGUCCCCAGUGUGUCCUAUGAGCUUCACAAGUGUCUUCUGGCCUCAGCGGAGCGGCAUGGCCUGUCUCUGGAGCGGAGGCUAGAGAUGACUGGUGUGUGUGCCAGCCAGAUGGCCCUCACUCUACUGGGGGGCCCCAACCGGCUGACGCCUAAGAAUAAUCACCAGCGUCCCACGGUGGCCCUGCUGUGUGGCCCCCAUGUCCAGGGGGCCCAGGGCAUCAGCUGUGGACGGCACCUGGCCAACCACGAGGUGGAGGUCAUCCUCUUCCUUCCCAACUUUGUCAAGAUGCAGGAGUCCAUCACCAACGAGCUCUCUCUCUACAGCAAGACCAGCGGCAAGCAGGUGGCCAGCAUCAAAGACCUGCCGGUCAGCCCGGUGGACCUGGUCAUCAACUGUCUGGACUGCCAUGAGAAUGGCUUCCUGAGGGACAAGGCCUGGUACCUGGCGGCUGCGGACUGGGCCAACCAAAACAGGGCUCCAGUACUCAGCAUUGACCCUCCAGUGAGUGGCCAGAAGCAGGCCGUGGAGGCCAAGUGGACCCUGUCUUUGGGCCUGCCCCUGCCUAUAGAUGGUGGGGAGGCUAGGGUCUACCUGUGUGACAUCGGGGUGCCCAAGCAGGUGUUCCAGGAAGUGGGCAUCAACUACCAUUCGCCCUUCGGCUGCAAAUUUGUUAUUCCUUUACACUCUGCAUAGCAGGACCUGCUACAACCUAUCAGCCCUGGUUGUGAACAGGAUUGUGUUGUCAUUCUAGUGAAAUACAGAAGGCCUUCUUAGAGGGUGAUGUGUACAGUUACUGAAUAAAGGUUUUGGGGGAAUUUCAGAAUGUGCACUUAAUUGUAUUGCUGGUUGGUAUAUGUUUUUCCUUUGCUCCCGGUGGACCCCUGGGAGUAUAUCGUGGGCCACGGGAGAAUGGUAAAGCUCCAAGAGGAGGGCUUCCUGAUAAGGGCUAUGUGUGUGUAUUGCCCUCCUCUAAUAGCCAGUCUGAGUAUGUUAUGUUUACAGAGAGCUGACUAACCACUAGGAGUCAGUCUCUAUAUAUAACCCCUGACCCUGACCAUGUGACCAGCCCUGGGCCUGAGACAUACUUCCUGUUUCCUACUGUAGAUUGUGUGGACUGGAGACCACAGGACCUGGCUGACCCAGUGCCCCACAGCAGAGCUCAAUCUCUCUCGCCUCUCUGGGAAAAGCACUAUGAUCUGAAUUGGAGGUUUUGGUUGAAAUGCCAUAUUCUCACUAAAUUCAAUUGGUGUGUUUUUCUUAAAUGGCACUUUUUGGUCAACAUCGAUUGUAGCGAUAUUGAAUUGAAAUGUGUAAUUUAGCUAGCACUGGUAUCAACUCGAAACACACUCAUUUGUUUGUCCUCUUUUCUCUAUCUAAGAAAAUGGUUUAAGAAUUGGUCUGUUUUUGAAUAUAUGGAAAAUGUUUUGGAUUUGUUUGAGUGCAUAUAUUUUCUAAGCUGCAUCUGGGCUAUAUUUUUAACAACACUGCAAUGAAAGAUGUAAAGUGGUGCUCAACACUUUUGUUUCAGUGUAUUUGUGUUAUCGUACAAACAAAUAGUUUCUCCGUCUUUUACACUUCUCAUAUGAAAUCAUAUCUGUUUGACACCUGUCAGAUAAGGCCACAUACAGUCUUAUAAUAGUUUACAAGGGUAUGCAUAUGUAUCUGUUAAGUAGCUAUACACAGUAGAAAGGUACACAUGCUCUACCUCUGCUGCCGUGACUGUCUUCUUGCUUCAGGUUUUGUAAACAUGUCAUUUGCCAAGCAGUACCAUUUAGUUUACACUGAGUAUUACAGCAUUUGUCAAGAAACAAGUUAGUUUUCCUAGUGGUAGCCAUUGUACCAUUUUUAAUUCACGUUCAGAUAGGCUUGGGUUUGGGUUUAUUUAAUUUGUGUUGGCAAUAUGCCAUUUCAAAUCUGAACACAAGCGUUAGAUGUGUAGCUAAACAGAGGGGCCACAGCGGAUCUUUAAAUUAGCUUGAGCCAGACUUGGAUUUGUGUGAGACGUUCGGUGGUUGUGUAAACAGUUCUGUGAUUGCAGACCUGUUUGGUCACGUACUGGCCAGGAUGUCUGAAUUAUGUUUGCAAACGAUUAGCCAUUUUUGCAAACACUCGGUGCAUCUUAGUAUGGAGUGCAGACCAAGUGUUUUAGGGAGCUUUUGUGAAUGGGUUAGAUUUAGGUUUGGCUAUGUUUCUCCAUGGGCAUUGAGGCUGGCUGCUUUCUUAAACUGUAUUAUACACUUUUUUUAUUCUAAAUACAAUUAUUGGUGUGUUUGCACAUGUUUACUUUCAUGGGUAGUCGAUGAGGAUUGAUCUGAAUUGAUCGGGUUACAACUUUGCAAACAUUCAUAUGACUAUGUCUUGCCUGUGUAUCUGCUCUACAUUUCCAAACGACUAAAUCAGACUUGUUAAUAGUGCAUAUAUAGUAAAUCAAUGGCAUAUGUUGCCAAUUGUGUUCUAGCUGGUAGGACUCUGAGUUUUCAUUUGUUUUUGUUUAUCUCUGAUAAUGUUGCUCAAUAAUGCUGUGUCGCGCAAUGAGCUUUCUCACUUAUUACAAGUGUAUGUAGCCUGUUUUUGUAAAUGUAUGCCAUCUCACUUGCAGUAUCUGUAGUUGGCACCGCAGUAUUGACAUAACAUGUUAUGAUGUGAGAAUAUAUUUUAAAAAAUGUAUAUUUAUAAAGCAUCCAAAUCACUUAUUUUUGCCUAGUUGUUGGGCUCCUUGAGGCUGCUGCUGUUGUCAGCUUUGAGAGGAAUGCCAUCAGAUGGCCUGUUCCUGCAUGCGAUGCCAGAGAGUUAUGGAUGCUGAGGUGAGAAGUCUUACAGGAGAUUUUGUGUCACCCUAAAAGUGCUACUUUCAGAAAUAUUUCCCAGGGAAAUGAUGGUCUUGUAUUGUGACACUCCAGCCCAGACAGAUAUAUUUUCAAGUGAUUUAUGGUCAUAUUGUUACAAAAGAUUUGCCAGAAAACAGGCCAUGUUUUCACACGGCCAGUUAGUCAUAUUCUUCAGGACUCACAGUAAUUGUUUUUGGGAAGUGUCCUCUUGGUAGCUAGCAAUGGAAUAGUGGCUAAUCUCAUGAUGUCGGAACAAAACCAUUUUGUUUGAUCAAGUCAUUACAGAUUUUUUAAAUAUUUUUUUUUACUUAAGUUUAUUUUUUAAGGAAUUGGUGUGUAAACUGGAAUAAUAAACGUUAUCCUUUAUCAUAAAGGAAUUUCAGCAAGGCAGAUGAAGCAUGUGACACCACAAGUAUUUGUAACUGUGUAUGCAGGUCUGGUCCAAGUUGACACUGUUCUGUAUACUGAGAUCAAGCUUGAGAAUUCUUGACUGAUAAACAUUAAAUGUGACACUGCAUAGAAAAUAUUCAAUUUUUUAAAGGGCCUCAAUUUUUCAAAACACUUCCAUUUCAAUUGCUGUUAACCUGUUUGUUGUAAAAAAUAAAAUAAAAAGACCACUUCAUCCAUUUUUAUAUAGAAAAUACAGGGGGGCAGAAUGUGCCACAUGCACUACUUUUAUAGGAAUUGAAUCUUGAGGGCACAUUUGAUUUAUUUAAUUUGUGUUAUAGCUAACCCACAGACCACAGCUACAAUGUUUUGGGUGAAAAAAAGUUUGUUACAAGAUCAUGUGUGGGAGUGUGUAUAGUAAUUGUUACGGUUCUCCAAGCCACACUUUUUAUGAAGCUGCAGCAAAUGUACAAGUGUUUUUGUUUAUUAAAUGGACAUGUGGUUACUCUGCA
This is a messenger RNA of Oncorhynchus nerka (sockeye salmon), 4613 nucleotides long. Its product is annotated as enhancer of mRNA-decapping protein 3-like. The record is from RefSeq and is a predicted model, not a curated record. Gene Ontology annotation, biological process: deadenylation-independent decapping of nuclear-transcribed mRNA; P-body assembly. The coding region runs from base 152 to 1579 and encodes 475 amino acids. Lineage: Eukaryota; Metazoa; Chordata; Actinopteri; Salmoniformes; Salmonidae. Gene Ontology annotation, molecular function: mRNA binding. The transcript has 7 exons. Gene Ontology annotation, cellular component: P-body.